Molecule: messenger RNA, 918 nt
Organism: Colletotrichum orchidophilum
Lineage: Eukaryota; Fungi; Ascomycota; Sordariomycetes; Glomerellales; Glomerellaceae
Exons: 1
Coding region: 1-918 (305 amino acids)
Source: RefSeq, a predicted model, not a curated record
AUGUAUGCCAUCAUGAAUACUCAGACCACCACCAGCACUAUGACAUCGUGCAAGUCAGUCGCCGCGGAGAGUGUAAGAGCGGGCUCAGCCGCCGCAAGAACAGCCCUCUGGCCCGCUCGCAAAUUCCUCUUCCAAGCCGCUACCAAGCUCUCUCAUCAACGUCCUCUAUACACCACAGGCCUCGCUGGCAGGUAUAUAGACGACGUCAAUGAGAGCAGUGGCUUCUUCGAUAGCGGCGAUGACUUCUGCUCGGUAGGAGACGAGCAGGAAAACGUUGAAACGCAAGACACCUGGACCGAGGAUGACUGCGACGAGAUGCUGGAUAUCCUGAAUGAAAGACCACAGCAACUUCCCGUCCCCAUCAUCAUCCUCACCAAUCCCGAGGGCGAAAUCCUCACCGGCGACGACAUACCCCAGGGCAACACAGUCCAUAGGUCCCGCGAGGCAUGCCGUCUGCACCGGCAAUACGUCGCCGAUGUCGAGAAGUACCUCUGCCCUGGCAACUGGAAGCAGAUCCGCGACGCCAACCGCCCACAGCCAAGGGAAAGCUGGACGGCGCGCAAGGCCCUACAUCAGAAGGACUUGUUCAUCGUGGAGCAGAAGAGCGGCAAGCGGCACCAGCAGCACGCGUGUGCGAGGCACCGCGAUCAGAACCGCUGGCUCAGACGGCAACUCGAGCAGGCCGAGCGGCUUUGGCAGCUUCAGGAGACGGAGGUGGGGGCGCAGAAGAAGGACCGCCGGGCGCGGAUCAAGACGCUGAAGCGGAUCGGGGCGAAGGGCGAUAUUGAGUCGUGGAACGAGGAGAUGGAUCGGCAGCAGGAGCAGGCGGAGAGAACUGUUGCGAAGCUGAGGGAGGAGCUUCAGGAGAAGAUGGAGAUGGCUUUUGGGGCUGGAAGUGAGGAUGAGGAUGAGGAGUGA